GCCGCUCGGAGGAUUUCGCCGGAUCCCGGAGCUGCUGUAAACAUGGCGACCGAGGGGCUGCUCCUCACCAACCACGAGCACCAGAUCCGAGUGGGAGUGCUGACAGAUUGGCAAAGAGAAAUGAGAGAGAGGUCUCUUAUUUUUAACUAGAACCUGGGAGAUCAACCAAGCAUCGAGAGACACUGAGCUGAAGGGAUAUUGUGGAUGAAUAAGAAAACUAGUAAAAUGAAGAGAGGCCUAUGCUUCAGCAAUGCGAGGCCAUCAUAAGGACAACCAAAAUAACUCACAAAAAUACAGUGCAACUUCACAGAGCAUAUGGAUGGUGUGAGCGUGCAAUUGCUACACUGCAAGAACCAACUUCUAUUUACUUGAGUGAUAGCUGCUUCAGAAACCUUGCAGAAGAUAGAAGUGGGAUAAACCUUAAAGACCUGGUCCAAGAUCCUUCACUGUUGGGAGGAACAGUAUCUGCGUACAAGAUAGUACCCGAUGAGGUUGAUGAAAUCAAGGAGACUCUCAUAGAAUGGUGCGAUGAUAAGGAAUUGAAUCUUAUUUUAACUACUGGGGGUACUGGGUUUGCUCCAAGAGAUGUAACUCCAGAGGCCACAAAGGAGGUGAUAGAAAGGGAGGCUCCCGGGAUGGCACUGGCUAUGCUGAUGGGUUCAUUGAACGUCACUCCACUGGGGAUGUUGUCUCGACCUGUAUGUGGAAUAAGGGGCAAAACUCUGAUUAUUAACCUGCCUGGUAGCAAGAAAGGUUCACAGGAAUGCUUCCAGUUUAUACUACCUGCCCUACCUCACGCUAUCGACUUGUUGCGGGAUGCAAUUGUGAAAGUGAAAGAAGUUCACGAUGAGCUGGAGGACCUCCCAUCACCUCCACCACCAUUGUCUCCUCCUCCAACCACCAGCCCACACAAACAGACGGAAGAUAAAGGUGUUCAGUGUGAAGAUGAGGAGGAAGAGAAGAAAGACAGUGGAGUGGCUUCAACUGAAGAGAGUUCGUCCUCACACAUUACUGCAGCAGCCAUUGCAGCCAAGUUGCCUGUAUUUUCCUGUCAUAGUGCUGAUAGUUGUGUUGUACAUCAGAGCUUCCAACUUGUACACAGUCCCGCUCCUGUCAUGGCUAAAGGUGGUAAACCUGUCCCUGGUCUCAUUGGUCAUCACUCUCAUACUGCCAUCAGUGCAGGAGAGCCGAUCCCAGACUCGAUCAUUUCUCGUGGUGUUCAAGUGCUUCCACGAGACAACGCAUCACUGAGCACAACUCCGUCUGAAUCACCGCGAGCUCAAGCUACAUCACGCCUGUCCACAGCUUCCUGCCCCACACCAAAAGUCCAGUCACGAUGCAGCAGCAAGGAAAAUAUCCUGAGAGCCAGCCACAGUGCAGUUGACAUCAGCAAGGUAGCACGACGGCACCGCAUGUCUCCAUUCCCUUUAACCUCGAUGGACAAGGCCUUCAUCACCGUGCUGGAGAUGACCCCAGUUCUCGGCACCGAAAUAAUCAACUAUCGAGAUGGCAUGGGCCGAGUUCUAGCACAGGACGUGUUUGCUAAAGACAACCUGCCACCUUUUCCAGCAUCAGUGAAGGAUGGGUAUGCUGUACGAGCUGCUGAUGGCCCUGGUGAUAGAUUCAUUAUUGGUGAAUCACAGGCUGGUGAGCAGAUGAUUUUCUUUUAUUCCUACAUAUUUUUGCAGCCCACCCAGACAGUGAUGCCUGGUCAGGUGAUGCGGGUAACAACAGGGGCUCCAAUACCUUGUGGCGCAGAUGCAGUUGUGCAGGUUGAAGAUACAGAGCUCAUCAGGGAGUCGGAUGAUGGCACGGAAGAGCUGGAGGUGCGGAUUCUGACACAGGCCCGUCCAGGUCAGGACAUCAGACCAAUAGGCCACGACAUCAAAAGAGGCGAAUGUGUCCUGGCAAAAGGUACCCACAUGGGGCCUUCCGAGAUCGGCCUUCUAGCAACGGUUGGGGUGACUGAAGUCGAAGUUCACAAGUUUCCUGUGGUGGCAGUGAUGUCCACAGGAAAUGAACUCCUGAAUCCUGAGGACGAACUAACACCAGGAAAGAUUCGGGACAGCAAUCGUUCAACCCUUCUGGCAACAAUUCAGGAACAUGGAUACCCAACCAUCAACCUGGGAAUUGUUGGAGAUAACCCUGAUGACCUGUUGAAUGCUCUCAAUGAAGGGAUAAGUCGUGCUGAUAUCAUCAUUACUUCAGGAGGUGUAUCCAUGGGAGAAAAGGAUUACCUGAAGCAGGUGUUGGACAUUGACCUCCAUGCCCAGAUCCACUUCGGCAGAGUCUUCAUGAAACCUGGUCUCCCAACAACUUUUGCAACUUUGGACAUCGAUGGCAUCAGAAAAAUCAUCUUUGCGCUGCCAGGAAAUCCGGUGUCAGCAGUCGUUACCUGCAAUCUCUUUGUAAUCCCUGCACUGAGGAAAAUGCAAGGAAUCCUUGAUCCUCGACCCACCAUCAUCAAAGCCAGGUUGUCCUGUGAUGUGAAGCUCGAUCCACGGCCUGAAUACCAUCGCUGUAUUCUGACUUGGCACCACCAGGAACCAUUGCCUUGGGCACAGAGUACAGGGAAUCAGAUGAGCAGUCGUCUGAUGAGUAUGCGUAGUGCCAAUGGACUGUUGAUGCUACCUCCAAAGACAGAGCAGUACGUGGAGCUCCAUAAGGGUGAAGUGGUAGAUGUCAUGGUGAUUGGAAGACUAUGAUGUCGCCACAAUAGCAGCGUCGGUGCAUGUCUACAUUUAAUUGACUGUAUCCUGUAAUAUGGAACGGCACAGCUAGUUUUUAAUGAUUUGGAUAAAAUUGACCAGUGUUGUUGACAUCUUGAAGUAAUUUCAAAAAAAGAAAUCAAAUAAAGUAAGUGAAAUGGGAGGGAGUAAAAAGAAAUGCAUUGAAUCCAUUCUGUAUCAUAUCCAGAGCAAAGUUUCUCUUUCAUUACAGUUGCUUUGUGUGUUUAAUGCUAGGUCUAAUAGCAGUAGCUUUUGAUAGACAGCGGUAGGUGCCUGCUAAACUUGUGUUCUCUCAUCUUCAGAUACAGAUACUUAUGCUACUAGCAAGGCUGUCUGCUUACUUUAUACCAGCUUAGAUAAACACAGCUAUUAUCCUUAUUAGUACGCAACAUAAUUGCUUCACAAAGAGCUUUGCUUGUUCUUUAUCUUGUAUCUUGUGUUCACGUGCUCAGUGCCAAAAGCAGAGUGGCUGGAGUGGACUGGUUUGGUAUUUUGCCCUUGCAGUGCCAUUGACUGGGAAACGUCAGAGCAGCCAUCUGUCUCAGCUGACCAGCUAGUUGGACAGGAAUUGGAAAUCUCUCAUUUGAACAAAGAAAUUGCUCCCUUAAGUGCUGACAUCCUUUUUACCAAUUUAAAAAAAAAGUGUACAGUAAUACAAAGAUUGAUAUUGUACAGAUAAUAGUGUACCAGCAAUCGUGGUAAUUCCUAGCAAUGAAAGACAUUUAACAACACUGUACCAUAACAUUUUCUGUAAUGAUAUUAAAUAUUAAUAAAAAUCCUUGAUCAUUAUUAAAA
Carcharodon carcharias (great white shark) is the source of this 3524-nucleotide messenger RNA. RefSeq names its product gephyrin b (gene gphnb). Gene Ontology annotation, molecular function: molybdopterin molybdotransferase activity. The transcript is spliced from 24 exons. Gene Ontology annotation, biological process: gamma-aminobutyric acid receptor clustering; Mo-molybdopterin cofactor biosynthetic process; establishment of synaptic specificity at neuromuscular junction. The coding region runs from base 240 to 2705 and encodes 821 amino acids. Gene Ontology annotation, cellular component: dendrite; postsynaptic specialization; cytoplasm. Lineage: Eukaryota; Metazoa; Chordata; Chondrichthyes; Lamniformes; Lamnidae. The record is from RefSeq and is a predicted model, not a curated record.